AGUGGAGGAGUGAGGACCGGAGCUCCGACACUUUUUUUCCUCCACUUUUCUGCUCAUUCCGCUUCUAUGUGUUGUUCUCUCUCUCUCUCUCUCUCUCUCUCUCUCUCUCUCUCUCUCUCUCUCUCUUUCUCCGUGUUUGUCUCGCGCUCGCAGUGGAGUUUGGUGCGGUUUGGUCCGCGCGCCCGCACCGUUUAACGGAACCUGCAGAACCGAAGCCGGUAAAAGAGAGAAGUGAUAGGGAGAAGGAGUGAUAGGGAGAAGGAGUGAUAGAGUGAAAGAGUAAAGAAGGGAAAGGAGACGGAGGAAUAGAGAGGAGGACACGAUGUGGAGGUGUCCGAGACCGAGCGCGAGCUCCUGCUCCUUGUCUUUCCCGAGUCGGGUUUACCGAACCGGAGCGGAUUUCCGGUGCGCGUGAAGAUCAGAACCGGAGAGAACAGAGGGAUUACUGAGGAGCUGAAGUGCAGAAGAUUGAUCUGUGGAGGACAAGACGGAGGAGGACAGAUCCCGGGCUCCAGAUGUCCCACUGCCUGAAAUUGUCCUGGGUUGAGACCCAGCGGAGUGUAACGGAGAGGAAAGGAGGAGCCGUGGGCCUCUCAGCUUCUCAGCUCCAGGGCUGCCGUUGCAAUUUCACACAGGCUUUGGGCCAAACGAGUCCUGCCGUGCUUUGAUAUUUUAGCAUGGAUGGCGCCGAUCACGGAACCUCUGCCCUCAGAAACGAGACUGUGGCGCUGAGGUGGAGGACUAGCAAUUAUCAUAGGAUUAACCCUGAACUUCCUCUCGGUGAAUUCUGCAUUAGUGCGAUUCUAUAAAGCACCUCACUGGAUUUACUUCUCUUUUUUUUUAAACCACAAAUUUUGUGGGUGGCUUUCAGAUUUUUUUCUUUUCUUUUUUUCUUUUUUUUUUCUCGUUUUGCCACAAUGGAAUUCCAAGUCAGACUGUGGAAUAACGAUUGGACCUCUUUUGUUCGGUUUUGGUUUACUGUAUUGCUGAGCUUGCAUGUGCAGUUCGAUGCCGUUGCACCGUGUCCCAAAGAGUGUCGUUGCGACAAAAUCUUCAUUUACUGUAAUGAAAGGAGUUUGACGUCUGUGCCUCUGGGUAUUGGUGAGGGAUACAGCAUCCUGUACCUCCACAACAACCAGAUCAACAGUGCUGGAUUUCCAAUGGAGCUCCACAAUGUGGCAUCGGUAGAGACUGUCUACUUGUAUGGGAACCAGCUGGACGAGUUUCCACUCAACCUUCCCAGAAAUGUAAAAGUUCUCCAUUUACAGGAAAACAACAUUCAGACAAUUUCGAGAGCAGCACUUGCCCAGCUACCCAAACUGGAAGAACUGCACUUAGAUGACAACUCCAUCUCCACGGUUGGGGUGGAGGAAGGGGCUUUUCGAGAGGCGUUCAACCUUAAGCUCCUUUUCCUCACCAAGAAUCACCUGAGCAGUGUUCCUAUUGGAUUACCAGCAGAUCUCAAGGAACUGCGCCUGGAUGAAAACCGCAUCGCUGAGAUAGACGAGGGAGCUUUUCAAAACAUUACAAACUUACAGCGGCUGUUGCUGGAUGGAAAUCUUCUGGAGGAUGGCGACAUCGCCCCCGGUACUUUUAGAAACCUGGUCAACCUGAGAGAGCUCUCGUUAACUCGAAAUUCUCUCACAAUGCCUCCUCCUUUGCUCCCAUCAGUGUCCCUUGCUAGACUGAACCUGCAGGAGAACCAGAUUAGAGACAUCCCUGUUACGGCUUUCUCCGAGCUCAGGAAGCUUGAGAAACUUGAUCUAUCCAUGAACCUGCUACAGACUGUUCCACAGGGGGUGUUUGAUGGGAUGAGAAGCCUAACAAAUCUUAAUGUCCGAGGCAACCAUUGGCGAUGUGAUUGUGCCAUUAAGUGGAUUGUCUUUUGGCUAAAGUCCUUGCCAACUUCCGUGAACGUCCGUGGAUUCGCAUGUCAUCAACCAGAAAGGCUAAAGGGCAUGAUGAUCCGAGAAAUCAAUCUCGAUGCUCUUCAGUGUCCGGCUGGUACAGAAAAAGAUCUGUGGCUCACUCAUUUACCACUGACUACGUCAUCACCUCGUAGAACCACCCUCCUUCCCAGAACCACCCCUAUCACCACCACGUUGACCACCGUUUCCCACCCAACCACAACAAAUCCCACGCCUCCAGUGCCCAAUUUCCCACCUGCUCCCUAUCCUCCUUAUGAAGACCCUUUGAAAAUAUCUUUGAACGUAGUGAACGGCACAUGUGUUGAGGUUAGCUGGGAAUCCUAUUUCACCGUGACGGCUUACAAAGUCACCUGGGUAAAGAGGAGUCAGAACAUAAUGACUGAUAUUAGCCAAGAGAGGACGGUCCCUGGGGAGCAACGGAGACUUAACUUGUACAACUUGGAACCUAGAUCCAAGUACCGGAUCUGCAUAUACAUCCUGGAUUCCUUGAAUAGCUACAGACCUGGAGAGGAUACGAUCUGCUCGGAGUUCAGGACCAAAUCGGCCUCCAUCCCUCCGUCCGAGUCGGAUCAGGUGGCACAGCAGGACGUCACAUCUACCUUCCUUUUAGCAGGCAUCAUCGGUGGCAUCGUGCUGCUGGUCUUGAUCAUAUUACUCGGGAUCUUUUGCUGGUACAUGCACAAGAAGAGCAGGUCGUCCUGUUCCUCGUCUAAAUGGAAAUACAACCGAGGCAGGAGAAAAGACGACUACUGCGAAGCCGGGACCAAGAAGGACAACUCCAUUCUGGAAAUGACAGAGACCAGCUUUCAGAUCGUUCCGCUGAACAAUGAACAGCUCCUGAAGGGCGAUUUUAGGAUCCAGCCCAUUUACACGCCCAACGUCGGCAUUGGAUACAGAGACUGUCAUCUCGAGAACAACAGCAUCGUUUACUGCAAGAGCAGCAAUGUUCCUGGUGUGGAAUUUUGCCACACGUGAUGCUAUGAUGCUUUUUUGUAAAGACAUAAUAAACAUUUACUGUAUGAUUGUACAACACAUACACACAUACACACACACACACACACACACACACACACACACACACACACACACACACACAGUUUUAUAUCUGAAUCAAGUUCUGAAUAGGAACAUAUUCCCUGAUGGUAAUUUAUAUCACACACAGUGACGUGGAAUCGGGUUUGUUGUAUUUUUCCUAGCGGACAGUGUUGUGAUUAGCGCAAAGCGACCUGGUGUAAGUCAGUCGUAUUUGUAAAAUCAGGGCUGGUGUUAAGUGCAUUAGUCCAGGUUUUCUGCCUCACGGGUGUGAAUGUAGGACCUCCUCAGCCGCGAGUUGUAAUUCGACCCCCUGCUGAGAAAAAAAACAGUAGUAAAGAUAACAAACCGUUCAGAAAAAUGAAACAUGGCUGAUUAGCCUUCAGUGGAAAAAAUAAUACAGGGGCAGGAGUUUUUUCUUUUUUCUUUCUGUUUUUUAGUCGACGUGGCGGGGCGAACGUGAAGCAGGCGUUCAGGAAAUGGGCUUUUUGUGAAAGUCGCUUCUGAACAGGGUUACGACAUUUCAACACCACACAAGCGAGCGAAAAAAAAGGCCAAAGAGCUCGGGAAAGCAUCGACCCGCACGACGGGGAAGUGUUUAGUUUGGCGUUUUGCCACCAGAGGCAGGGUUUUUUCUUCAGUUUUUUUUUCCUCUAGUGCAUAUUUUUCGACCAUUAACCGAACAUUCCGGAUCCAAUCCCACUAAUUUCAUAUUGCUUUUUUUGUGUAGAUGUUCAUGUCAGAUAUAGAGCGAGCUCCUGAGGGUUUGGAGAAGGAGUUUGUUUGUUGGAGCAGGUGUUUAGGAGCUCGUCCGUGGCAUGGCUGAUGUGUGUAUAGAUGUCUGUGUGUAUUGAUGUCUCGCUCUGGAGACUCCUUACAGAUCAUUUUAGAGGGAUUUGAUUUUUAUUUAUGAGCGCAGGAGUCUGCGGUGAGUCUCCAGUAAGACUGGGUCGAGUUCAACAUCUCAACAAUCGUCUUAUCCACAUUUUUGAAAUCGCCGUCACCUGUUUUGCUCGUACUGUGUUAUGGGGUUAGAGGGUUUUCUCUGCUUUUCUUUAACCGACCGAGCACUCGUUUAUUCAGGCAGCUGUUUAGGUAGAAUGAUGAAUUGUAGGGCAGGAAAAAAAUACCCAGAAUCCCAGUAAAGUGGUUUGUGCCAGAGCUGGGUUUGCCCUCGGAUCCCUGCAUGAGCGCAAUUAAAACUAUUUUUAAUGCCGUGCUGGUUUUUCCGAGCCGGGCCGCCUUGCUUUAAAAGGGACGCCAUCUUUUUUUCUCCUCCUUUUUCCCCUUAUUAUUAUGCGCUGUUACUCUCUGACUUUAUUUGCUUUGACAAGAUUUUAUUUCGUGGGUCGAGUUCAAAGCAUCUCUCCCCUCUCGCUCUUAAUAAUCCCCGGUUCU
This is a messenger RNA of Silurus meridionalis, 4358 nucleotides long. It is a transcript of the gene flrt2, whose product is annotated as fibronectin leucine rich transmembrane protein 2. NCBI's taxonomy places the organism in Eukaryota, Metazoa, Chordata, Actinopteri, Siluriformes, Siluridae. Gene Ontology annotation, molecular function: protein binding. The transcript is spliced from 2 exons. The record is from RefSeq and is a predicted model, not a curated record. The coding region runs from base 918 to 2903 and encodes 661 amino acids.